AUGGCUUCAGUCGACCCUUCCUCUCUGUUGGUAUCAGCAGCUGUGCCGACAUUCAAAUGUCCCGCUGGGACAAAGAUGCACAUAUUGAACCUGGGAACCCUCCAAGCUGACGAAUCCUGGAUCCUGCGAGGCGCCAAUGCCAGCGGUCUGAGCAACCUAAACCCGACAAACAAACGAAGAGAUCUGGCUCUCCUCUCGGCUCUGAUCGAGCAUCCUGAUGUCGGCCUCAUUCUGUACGAGACAGGCUGUGCCGAGGACCUAGAAGUGCAAUGGCCGGCACCUGUGACAGAUGUCUUUCCCCGCGUUGAAUACUCAGACGCUCAUAGACUGCCCAAUGCCAUUAAGGCUACUGGGAAUGACAUCAAAGACGUCAAGGCUGUCAUCAUCGGCCAUCUCCACCUCGACCAUGCGGGAGGUCUCGAGCACUUCGUAGACACCGAUGUGCCGAUCUAUGUCCACGAAGAAGAGUUCAAGCAUGCCUGCUGGGCAGUUGCAACAGGUGCAGAUUUGGGCGUCUAUCUCGGCCACUACAUGCUUUUGGAAAAGCUUAAGUGGAGCACCUUCACCGAGUCGCAGUUGGAUCUUUUCCAAGGUAUUAUACUCUACCAUUCACCCGGCCAUACCCCGGGACUGUGUAUCAUGCAAGUCAAUCUUGCCAAUGAUGGUCCGUUCAUCUGGACUACGGAUCAAUUCCAUGUGGCCGAGAACUAUGAGCUUGGCCAUCCUCAUGGAGGGCUGGCGAGAGAUCACACCGCUUGGUAUCGCAGCUUGAACAUGAUCCGUAGGCUUCAGAGGUUGUAUAAUGCGCGCUUGAUCUUUGGCCAUGAUAACAAUGUUGCGCUACAAUUGAUCAACGAGAAGCCGUAUUAUGAAUAA
Penicillium brevicompactum is the source of this 876-nucleotide messenger RNA. RefSeq names its product N-acyl homoserine lactonase family protein. NCBI's taxonomy places the organism in Eukaryota, Fungi, Ascomycota, Eurotiomycetes, Eurotiales, Aspergillaceae. The record is from RefSeq and is a predicted model, not a curated record. The transcript has 3 exons. Bases 1 to 876 code for a protein of 291 amino acids.